Messenger RNA from Merops nubicus (carmine bee-eater), 663 nucleotides. RefSeq names its product amine oxidase [flavin-containing] A-like. NCBI's taxonomy places the organism in Eukaryota, Metazoa, Chordata, Aves, Coraciiformes, Meropidae. The annotation marks the transcript as partial. The transcript has 5 exons. The record is from RefSeq and is a predicted model, not a curated record. Gene Ontology annotation, molecular function: oxidoreductase activity.
GGUAAGUCUUACCCCUUUAAAGGUACAUUCCCUCCUACGUGGAAUCCAUUGGCCUACCUGGACUACAACAACCUAUGGAGGACCAUGGAUGAAAUGGGAAAGGAGAUUCCCAGUGAAGCCCCAUGGAAAGCUCCACAUGCUGAAGAAUGGGAUAAAAUGACUAUGCAAGAUUUCAUAGAUAAAACUUGCUGGACAAAUGCUGCCAAGAGUUUUGCAACUCUGUUUGUGAAUGUGGAUGUCACUUCUGAACCCCAUGAGGUCUCUGCCCUUUGGUUUUUGUGGUACGUGAAGCAGUGUGGAGGGACAACAAGGAUAUUCUCAACAACCAAUGGAGGACAGGAGAGGAAGUUUGUUGGGGGCUCUGGCCAGAUCAGUGAGAAAAUAAUGGAGCGCUUGGGAGGCCGGGUGAAGCUGAGGAAGCCAGUGGUCCGCAUCAGCCAGUCGUGUGAAAGUGUCGUAGUAGAAACCUUAGAUCAUGAAUUAUAUGAGGGCAAAUAUGUGAUCAGUGCCAUUCCCCCAGCUCUUGGUUUGAAGAUUCAUUUCAACCCACCUUUGCCCCCACUGAGAAACCAGCUCAUCAACCGAGUCCCCAUGGGCUCAGUCAUCAAGUGCAUUGUGUACUAUAAGGAAACUUUCUGGAGGAAGAAGGGUAUUGCAUUUUAA